Messenger RNA from Plectropomus leopardus (leopard coralgrouper), 9966 nucleotides. RefSeq names its product misshapen-like kinase 1 (gene mink1). The record is from RefSeq and is a predicted model, not a curated record. Gene Ontology annotation, biological process: protein phosphorylation. Gene Ontology annotation, cellular component: cytosol. Lineage: Eukaryota; Metazoa; Chordata; Actinopteri; Perciformes; Serranidae. Gene Ontology annotation, molecular function: ATP binding; protein kinase activity.
GCCAAUCGUCAGUGCAGCCCCGCAAGACUACAACAAGGCUGGGAGUGGGAGGGAGGACUCGGGAAGCAAAACAUGGCGAAAUAACAAGUUUGGCUGUUGGCCGCUUUUUGAAACUGCACCGUAUCUGUAGUGGUGGACUACAACUACAAGUUCGUAAAAUUUUGGACGCUGGAGACCGACAGCAACGCUACUUUAAAGAGUCGAGGGCCCCGGUUUACAAGUAUUACGGUGGCUGCGGGCGAGAAAAUAGUGCCUGUCUGUCUGCCUGUGCUUUCCCCGGAAGGUUGGCAGUGCUAGGCGCGACUGUCAACACAGAAAAUGGAUGAAGAAGGAAAGUUUAUUCUGGAAAAGACUAUUUAGCCGACUAGCUUAGCUACGUUAGCUAGCCAGUUAAUGUUUGAUUGAUUGCACGCACCUGACUCGGUGUUCGGGUGAACGUGCGCUCCGGUCGAAAAUUUGAGGAUUAUUUAAGUCGUGUUAACAAGUUUGACAACUGCAGUCGCGCAGAAUCGCGUUUCAAACGAGGCCAUUAAUUUUUAUUUGCCGAACUUGUGUUGAUAUUCCGGGAGGACCGCUGUUUGGGGUUAAAACUGACAGCCUGACAGUCGGUUCUGGUGCGGUGCGGACGGACCCGGACGCCAUCACAUCAGACAUUGCGUUCGCCUUAAAAACAACCACUGCGUUGCUGAGCCGCUAAUGUUAUUUUCUACUUUAACAGCGUAACAAGGACUGUUUCAGCGGCACACCAGACCUAUAUGGUAGUUUUUUUCCGCGACACGCAUCAUUUCAUUAGCUGAAUGUUGUACAGCAGCAAAGACGCGGCGUCUUGUCAAAAUGAACGCAGCAAGGUGUUCAACAACAGUGGAGGUGCAUCGCAUUGAAAACCUGCCAGUUGUUGGUACGGUACCGAUGGCCGGCUAACGGUGACGUUAACAGUUUGUUGAAAUCUCCUAUUUGAAGUUGAAUGUGUUUUUGACCACAUAUUGCAACCGGCAUUUCUGUAAAAACAACUGCGGAUAACAUUAUAGCUCUCGGCCAGAGUUGACGUGAGCUAGCCAGCUGGGUGCGUCUGUGGCAGCUCUAUCUGCGAUGUGUUUGCUAAUCUAAGUGCUACCGUGUUGUUCCGCAACAGUUUCAGCACAUUAGGCAGCCCGUUUGCUUGUAUUUAAUCUACAGAUAAGCCCAUUCAAGAUCGGGUUAGCAGCCACUCUCAAGUAGUUCUUGUCAAAUAACUGGCUAACUUGGUAGCUAAGGUUGUAAGUUUCGCCAGCUAUGUCUGAAAACGCCCCCACACGAAGCCUGGAUGACAUAGACCUCGCAGCUCUGAGGGAUCCAGCGGGAAUCUUUGAGCUGGUCGAGGUUGUCGGCAAUGGGACAUAUGGACAGGUGUACAAGGGCCGUCACGUGAAGACGGGCCAGCUGGCUGCCAUCAAGGUGAUGGAUGUAACAGAGGAGGAGGAGGAGGAAAUUAAAGCAGAAAUCAACAUGCUGAAAAAAUACAGCCACCACCGCAACAUAGCCACGUACUACGGUGCCUUUGUCAAGAAGAGUCCACCAGGACAUGAUGACCAACUUUGGCUGGUGAUGGAGUUUUGUGGGGCAGGAUCAGUGACCGACCUGGUUAAAAACACUAAGGGCAGCUCUCUAAAGGAGGACUGGAUUGCUUACAUCUGCAGAGAGAUCCUAAGGGGCCUUUCUCACCUCCACGGCCAUAAAGUUAUCCACAGAGACAUCAAGGGUCAGAACGUGCUGCUAACAGAGAAUGCAGAGGUCAAACUAGUUGAUUUCGGGGUGAGUGCUCAGCUGGACAGGACGGUUGGGCGUAGGAACACCUUUAUCGGCACACCUUAUUGGAUGGCACCUGAGGUUAUUGCCUGUGAUGAGAACCCUGACUCCACCUAUGACUACAGGAGUGAUAUCUGGUCCUUGGGGAUCACCGCCAUCGAGAUGGCAGAGGGAGCUCCUCCUUUGUGUGACAUGCACCCGAUGAGAGCCCUCUUCCUGAUUCCCAGGAAUCCCCCUCCGAAACUGAAAUCCAAAAAAUGGUCCAAGAAAUUUAUUGACUUUAUAGAGGGCUGUCUCGUGAAGACGUAUACCAGCCGACCAUCCACAGAGCAGCUUCUCAAGCACUCCUUCAUCAGGGACCAGCCCACUGAGCGCCAGGUCCGAAUUCAGCUCAAAGACCAUAUUGACCGAACACGCAAGAAAAGGGGAGAGAAAGAAGAAACAGAGUAUGAAUACAGCGGUAGUGAUGAAGAGGAUGAAAACCGUGGAGAUGACAGAGAGUCAAGUUCAAUCCUCAAUGUGCCCGGUGAGUCCACCUUGAGGCGGGACUUCCAGCGUCUGCAGCAGGAGAACAAAGAGCGCUCGGAGGCUCACAAGAGGCAGCAGGCCCAACUGGCUGCUCAGCGCAGGGACCCUGAGGAACACAAGAGGCAACUGUUGCAUGACCGACAGAAACGCAUUGAAGAGCAGAAGGAACAGCGUCGCCGACUUGAAGAGCAACAGAGGAAAGAGCGAGAGAUGGUGAGGCAGCAAGAAAAAGGUCCCCAUCGGAGACUCGACGAUAUGAGACGGGAGGAAGAUAGAAGGUUGGCUGAGAGGGAGCAGGAGUUUAUCAGGCAUAAAUUAGAAGAAGAGCAGCGGCAGUUAGAAAUCCUUCAGCAGCAGUUGCUUCAGGAGCAAGCACUGCUCAUGGCAAGGAGACACAAUGAAAAACCAGAGUAUAAGCGCAAGCAGCUGGAGGAGCAGCGUCAGUCAGAGCGACUGCAGAGGCAGCUGCAGCAGGAGCAUGCCUACCUGGUGUCUCUGCAACAACAGCAGCAAGAAAAGAAGCCUCAGCUUUACCACUAUAACAAAAACCUGGAGCCCAACAACAAACCCACUUGGGCUCGUGAGGUGGAGGAGCGAAGUAAGCUCAACAGACAGGGCUCACCCAAAAUCUGCACCACUGUCUCUGACACUGCCAUCCAGUCGCGCUCUGACUCAAUCAGCCAAUCAGGAGUGGUCCAGUCUGCUCAGACCCCACCAAUGCAGAGGCCUGUUGAACCCCAAGGGGGGCAAGGAAAGUUCCAGAUGGCUCACUUGGUUCCACUGAAGCCUUAUGCUGCCCCUGUCCCUCGUUCCCAGUCUCUCUGUGACCAGCCCACUAAGACCAUGUCCGCAUUCCCCACCCAGGAUCCCUCCCUUACCCCCACACCCCGGCCAAUCCACUCAAGAGAGUUGGUGCGUCAAAACUCAGACCCCACUUCUGAAACCCCGGCACCACAGGUACACCAAAUCAGAGAGGACCGCGGCCCCUGGAUCCGCCUGCCAGAUGUGGAACUCCCACCCAAGAUUCCCCAGAGGACAGCGUCUAUUGCCACAGCUCUCAACACCAACCUGACCUCUGGCAUAAGACAUCCAGUACGAGCCAGCAAUCCAGAUCUGAGCCGCAACGAUCGCUGGGAGAGAUCAGACAGCAUGAGCAUCAUAUCCAAUCUGCCCCAGACUGGCUCUCUAGAGAGGCAUCGCAUCAUCAGUUCCUCAAAAAUGGAUUCACCCAUUAUCUCCCAUGAUAGUCGUCAUAAGCCAGGGGAGUCUCGCACCUCCUCCCGCCCUGGACGUCCUGCUAGUUACAAGAGAGCUAUAGGGGAGGAUCAUGGCCUCUUUGCCAAGGAGCGUGCCGAGGAGCAGCCAAGGCCUCCAGUCAAGGCCAAUGAUUACUCCUCCUCUUCGGAGAGCAGCGAGAGCAGUGAGGAGAGCGAAAGUGGCGAGGGAGCAGAGGAGGAAGAAAGCCCCACAGAUCGUCACAGGGACGCAGACACUGAUUCAGUCAACACCAUGGUGGUUCAUGAAGAUGAGGGCGAGGGGGGAGAGGCAGAGCAGGCUGGAGGCUAUGGGGAUCAGACCAUGCUGGUGCAGCGGACCCCAGAGAAGCGGAGCCAUAAUGGAUACACUAACUUGCCAGAUGUGGUGCAGCCGUCUCACUCCCCCACGGAUUCAGCAACUCACUCCUCCCCCGGGAAGGACUCUGUUUAUGAUUAUCAGUCCAGAGGUCUAGUCAAAGCAUCUGGCAAGUCCUCCUUCACCACCUUUGUGGAUCUGGGCAUGUACCAGUCACCAGGAGGUACAGGGGAUAACAUAUCUGUCAGCGGCUCCAGGUUUGAGCAGCUGAAGAUGGAGGUGAGGAAAGGAUCGAUGGUGAAUGUUAAUCCCACCAACACACGUCCCCCCAAUGACACGCCCGAGAUCCGCAAGUACAAGAAGAGGUUCAACUCUGAGAUCCUGUGUGCUGCACUCUGGGGUGUGAACCUGUUGGUGGGCACAGAGAAUGGUUUGAAGUUGCUGGACCGUAGUGGUCAGGGUAAGGUUUACCCCCUCAUCAAUUCCCGCAGGUUCCAACAGAUGGACGUCCUGGAGGGUCUCAACCUGCUCAUCACCAUAUCAGGCAAGAAAAACAAGGUGCGUGUCUACUACCUGGCCUGGCUGAGGAACAAGAUCCUCCACAACGACCCUGAGGUGGAGAAGAAGCAGGGCUGGACCACAGUGGGGGAGAUGGAGGGUUGUGUGCACUACAAAGUGGUGAAAUAUGAGAGGAUAAAGUUCCUGGUGAUAGCUUUGAAGAAUGCGGUGGAAGUGUAUGCUUGGGCGCCCAAACCUUAUCACAAAUUCAUGGCCUUCAAGUCUUUUGCAGACCUGCCACACAGGCCUGUGCUGGUCGACCUGACAGUGGAGGAGGGUCAGAGGUUGAAGGUCAUCUAUGGUUCUUGCGCUGGCUUCCACGCCAUCGACGUGGACUCUGGAAACAACUAUGACAUUUAUAUCCCUGUUCAUAUCCAGAGCCAUGUGACACCGCACGCAAUUGUGUUCCUGCCGAGCUCAGACGGCAUGGAGAUGCUGCUGUGCUACGAAGACGAAGGCGUCUACGUCAACACCUACGGACGCAUCAUCAAGGAUGUGGUCCUGCAGUGGGGCGAGAUGCCCACAUCUGUUGCUCAUAUCUGCUCAAAUCAGAUCAUGGGAUGGGGAGAAAAGGCCAUUGAGAUCCGUUCUGUGGAGACCGGCCACCUGGACGGUGUCUUCAUGCACAAAAGAGCUCAGAGGCUCAAGUUCUUGUGUGAGAGAAAUGACAAGGUGUUCUUUGCCUCGGUGCGGUCUGGGGGCAGCAGCCAGGUGUACUUCAUGACGUUGAACAGGAACUGCAUCAUGAACUGGUGAAGGAGCAGCUGCUCUGGUCAGUGUGUGGAACCCAGCAGGGUUCAGAGAAGGAAGUGCAUCUGAAAAUUGUCGUGAACGCAUGCACACAAAAGCGAACAUCUCUCUCCCUUUUCUCUCCAGCUCGCUUUCACUCACACACUCAUGCUCCCAAGACACACACACACACACACACACACACACACACACAUUCUCACAGACAAACACACAAACACAAACAAUCUCUCAAUCCAUUCCAGCCUACAUGUACACUCCUUCAGACACAGUUUCUACAGAGGCCCCCUGAUAACGUUCUCCCUGAAUCAUCAUGAUAAAUCACUGAUGAACUUCAAAUGUUUAUACCAUCUAUUCAUUUGUACUGUAAAUAUUCUUGUCUUGAUUUACUUUUCUUGGUGGACCCGUGUUCAGUCGUAACUAUUUAGUUCCUAAUUGUGAAGUAUGUUAAAAACAUUCCUCGGUGGUUCUACAGUACGUUCUGAAGAAGGCAUUAUUUACCAAUACUGUAUGUUGAAAUGAAGCUGUAAAUAGGUAGCACCUUACACUUAGAAUCAUCUGCAGGGCUCUUAUAUAGCCUCCAUUCAGUGUGUUGCCACCGGACACAUGGACGUCAAAUAAUAAAAUGCUGGAACGCCCAUCUGCAGUGGCUUGUGGACCCCCAGUUGUUUUGGGGUCCCCACUAUUUCAGGGAGGCUUAAAGGAAGGAUUAAGUACAAAAAUAUAUAACAAAGGGACAUUAAAGUCAGGAAAAAAGUAGCUUGUUGAAGUAUUUUUAGUUCUGUAUAUUAGACAGCAACCUGAAGUCCGGCUUCCACAAACUUUGUCUGGCCUGAACGGCAACUCGUAAUCACAACAAGUAAGCCUUGAAUGCUUCAAAAGCAAACUAGAUUAAGACAGAUAAAUGAUCAAACCAAUCCGAAGUCUCAUAAAUGUGCAGUACUCCGAAUCAGUAAUGUGAAAUCUCCUGCUUUGCCUUUCUUUUUCUAUAGUUUGGGUGAAGCCAUUCAUUCUUUGACUCAUCAGGCUUGUAUCUAAACUUUUUGUUUUCAUAGAUUUACAAAAUACAAGAAUUUGUUAUUUAUAUGUAGUGAUUCUGUAUUGGUAUUAGCCUACUGGUAUUCUUAAUUUUACUGUAAUUAUAUUGCCAUUAUAUUGCAAUAUAUGCUAUUUUGUGGAGUCUUUGUUUGAAGAGGGGAGUUUGUGUAUUUGGCUGGUAGUGUUUGGGAGUUUGUCGACACCUUUUAAAGGAGAGAAAGGGGACGGGAUAUUUGUCAGAAAAGGAGGACGUUGGAAAAAGAGGAUGUCUCUGAGGUUAUAGUGAUUAAGGGAGAUCAUUUUCGUGGUCGUUUCACCCUCCUACCACAGUGAUCUGCUCUACUGUAUUAUAUUUCAGUUCUUAGACUAUUUGGUUAGUGUGGAUCUUUUUGUGAGAAGUGUUUGUUCAGGGGAUUGCAGUAGAACAGCUCUCGGUGUGGGUACAGUUCAUUAUUUGUCUUAGGUCAGUGGAAAGAUUUAGUUUAGGGCGACUGCAAUACCACAGAGGACUCCAUCUCAUCAGGCACUGUGGAGAAGACGGCUGGAACACAUGAGACUUAAUAUAUUUUAUAUCUAUACAUUCUGCCAAAGUUCACAGCAUAUUCUGCAACGGGGGGGAUGAAUCAAGGCCAAAGGGAAUAGAGAUCAAAUGGCGACUAGGAACUCUUCCUACGAAUCACUAUCCAAUGUUCCAAAAAGUCUGUUUCACACAAUAUUACAAUGUCAUGCUAAAUUAGCUGCUUGUGAUUUCCUAUGUGGAUGCUGUGUGUGUUUAGUAGUGUAUACUUUCCCCCUUGUUGAUAUUUAACUGCUUUGUUUGCAGCUGCAUAGGGGAGAAACUGUGUGCUCUCAUACACCAGACAGUACGGUAGUGUGAGGCAGCAUUAUCAGGAAGUAGUUUGGUGAUUUUUUUUUUUGUCAGCAGUAGGUAGGUCAACACGUAAAUCAGGCUUUUUGUUGAGUGAUUCACGCAGUGUUGCAACACACUUUGGUAUCAACAGGUGGACGUUUUCAAAUGUAGAUAUUUUUUAAUCAUUCCUUAUGUAUCUCAGCAUGGGAUUGUUUGGAAAAUGUCUACAUUUUCAAAAAGUUAGUUCAUCUACUUAUAAACAGAAGCUGACAUGUCAAUUUUAAAAGAAUGUUUUUGGGGUUUUUUUUAAGCUGCCAGUUUAAAAAUCUUUUAGUCAACGUGAAAGGGAUCUUGGCUAGUGAUCAACAGGAUAGUCUCCUAAAAGUCGCAAAGGAGAUAUAUUUCUUACAGGCAAAAAGAGUUAUUAAAAAUGCAUACAGUAUAUGGUCAGGGCAGAGAGUGUUUAAUCAAAGAUUAUAUAUAUAUAGAUGGUUAAUUUUAUGGUGAAAUUAUAAAGCAAACUGUAUAUGGGCAUGGAAAGCACUUUCACUUCAGUAAAUAUACAUUUACAAAUACUGUAUAUCUCGAGCAGAUACUUGGUGUGCAUGUAAGCCAUUGAAAUAGAGUAUAUAGUACUGUAUCAAAGUUGCUUUUCCCCUUUUAGCAAAUGUGUUUUUAUUCUUGAAUAUCUGUUUUGUGCCAUGACAUAUGUCACAAUUACAAUCCACCAGGAGCUCUGGCACUCAUGCUUUUUAUGGUCAAAUCAUAAUUUUUUAUCAAUCUGCCAUGUUUACAGUUAAAGCAGUGCCUUGGAGUUGGGAAGGUGAGAGGUUUUAGGAUGGGUUAUGAGCCCCCCCCCCCCACACACACACACACACUUGUCUCUUACUUGAAAUCACAUGAAGAAGAGGCAAAAGUGUAUGUGCUCCCUCAUUAUGAUUUAUAUCCUGUGCCACUUAAGUGCACUUAAGUCAAAUCCAGAAUAUCCCUUAAAAAGACUUGAAAUGCUUUUCUGGCACUUCCUAAAUUACCUAAGAUGAUUAACAGACGAUAAUUGAGAAAGUGGCAAUAACAAAUAAAUUAACACGUGUCCAAUUAAUAGAGUGUAACGGGUCUGCUCACAGCGGGAGCCAGCAUAGUGAAAAGCCAUACAUAUGAAACGUGUCUGUAGAGAAAACUUAGUACUUGUGCACAGGUCCAAUUCAACUCUGUGUGUGAUGUCCGCUCAGAAAAAUGUAGGUUCUCGCAGCAAAGAUGAGAUAAGCGCUUAUUCUUUAAUGAUGUUGGUUGUGUAAUCUCGUAGUGGGGAAAGUAGCUCGAUAUAUUCUGAGAAGCCUAUUUUAUAAAAUAUGUAAAUUAGUCUAUAUUAAGAAAUCAAAGUGAAUGUACAUCUAUAAGACAGAUUUGUAUUUAUAUGAAAAUGUGUACUGCUCUAUUAAUCAAAGCACAAUGUAUUUUAAGGCAGAGAUCAACGCUAUGAGUGGGUGAAACAGAGAGGAGGAGUUUGUUUCGUUUUUCUUUCUUCACUCGUCAGUUUGUUAUCAGUAGUUGGUUAUAGUGAAACGAGUAAUCCGCUGAGACGGACUGUAUUUUACUGAUGCUUUUCCGUUGAGUUAUCUAGACAUGAAAAUAAUGUCUGUCUUGUUACCAGAAGAGUCGACUGUGUCUGUGAUUCAGACGCUUGUGGUGACUCACAGAAAGGUGUUGGAUCUGGCCUCUGGUGUAAAUUGCUUAUGUGAGGCUGACAGGCUGUUGAUGUGCUCAGGUGAUGGCAGGAGACGUCACACUGGUGGUGCAGGGGCGGGGUGGCCCUUGUCGUGGCUCUUGGCUUUGAUAUUGUAUCAAAAAAAUGCAGCAUUUGGCAAGUGAAAAGUGCAUCGAUCAGUUAGAAUACAGACAAAGACAAUUAGACAGUUAGCAUUUCUUGACAACUUGAGUUUGAUGCUUUUUGUCACCAGGUGUGAAAGUCCUUAAAGGGGAACUCCGCUGAUUUUACACAUCAAAGGCUGUUGACAGAUAUUGGGCAUUUAAGAAAGCUGUCUGUGGCUCCAGAGAGAGCUGCGCGAAGUCUGAUAGAUUACCUCAUGUCAUGUCACUUGAGGCAGCGCCUCGCUGAACACUACAAGUUUGAAAAUGCAAAACCUGAGCUUAGAAAUACACUGUAAAAAGAGACUACUUGUUUUCACUUUAAAAAAAGUUAGUGCUCGGGCUGCCUUAAAAUUUUGAGUUAACUGAACUUAAGAUGACAAGUUGAGAGAAUUUUGCAAUGAUUCAAUAAAAAUAAACUUUUUACUGUCAAAUAAAUCUAAUCAUAUUGUAAUUCAGUCGUUGCUUAAAUCCUUUCAAGUUCAUUUAACCAUAAAGUUUAUUUGUUUUGAAUCAUUACAAAAUUUCCAUUCAGUCAACUUUUAAUUUUAAGGCAGCAUAAACACUAACGUUUUUAAGUUAAAACAGUUUCAUUUUUUUACAGUGCAAGUUUACCAGGCUACUGAAGGCUGCUGCUAAACUCUGCUUGACUUGCAGCAUGAGGCUACAUUAACCGCUACUUAGCUUAAAACGCCCGAGAACCCAGCUGAACUGUCUGCAGUCUUGUUGCAUUGUGGGUAAUGUAGGCAUCAGCUUUUUGCAAGGAAUGAUGCUGCAUCCACAUGGAAUCAGGCAAACGUAAGACGGCACGUCAUUUUAGCAGCUGAGAGCAGGACGGUAAAAUUAGGUGAGGCCAGCAGAAAAUACUGGUAACGGUAGACAUCAUCGCCAUUCAGAGUUACGGAAUAUACAACUGGAUACUACUCAGCUCCUUCAUACAAAGAGAAAACAAGGGCAAUCUGGACAAAUACUGGACAUUAUUGGAGGAAUUACAUAAACUAAUACACAUGAAAUAGUUGUAC